UAGCUGAGGAAGGAGAAACUGUUCCUUGUAAAUUAAUACAAUAUAUUGACACAAGAUGGAAUACAUUAUAUCAUAUGAUCAAUAGUAUCAUUGAUAAUCAUAAUGGUAUUAAAUUGAUUCAACUAAAUGACGAGUACUCAGAACUUCCAAUUUUAACAAAAGAAGAAAUACAAUUAACCAAGCAAAUAAAUAUGAUAUUAGAACCUUUUGAGCAAGCAACUAAAGAUAUUUCUGGUGAAGAUUAUGUUUCUAUUUCACUCGUAAUUCCUUGUAUAAAAGGCAUAAUAUUAAAACUGGAAGCUAUUCAUAAAACAUUAAGUUAUCCAGCAGCACUUUCAUUUUAUGAAAAAAUUCGACAAUUUAUUGACGAAAAAUUAAUACAUUAUGAACAAAGAACGAUUGGCAAAGUAGCUACGUUGAUUGACCCAAGAUUUAAAAAAAUAGGAUUUCGUUCACAAGCAAAUUACGAAGAAGCAGUUAACAUGUUACAAAAUCUUCUUGCUGCUCAAUUUAAAAGUUCGGAUCAAAUUGAAAAAAAUGUUAACCUAACUCACUUUAUUAAUAACAAGACAAACAAUUGUAGUGUUGCCAAGCCUACUGGAAUCUUCAGUUUUAUGGAACAUUCGUCGCAAUCUUCUGUAGCUAAUAUUGAUAAUAUUGUUUUAACAAGAAAUUAUCUAACAUGUGCAAAUAUUAAUUUGUCCGAAGAUCCUCUACAUUAUUUAAAAAAUAGGCAUCCAGAAAUUUUUCAAAUAGCCUUAAAAUAUUUAUGUACUCCAGGCAGUUCUGUACCUGUAGAACGGUUAUUCUCUACUACUGAAUAUAUUAUUUCUGAAAGAAGAAACCGAUUAUCUUCGAAAAAU
Nylanderia fulva is the source of this 863-nucleotide messenger RNA. Lineage: Eukaryota; Metazoa; Arthropoda; Insecta; Hymenoptera; Formicidae. The record is from RefSeq and is a predicted model, not a curated record.